Messenger RNA from Cryptotermes secundus, 1264 nucleotides. RefSeq lists its product as uncharacterized. The record is from RefSeq and is a predicted model, not a curated record. Lineage: Eukaryota; Metazoa; Arthropoda; Insecta; Blattodea; Kalotermitidae.
AAGACAUGAAUGGUCAAGGUGAUGUACCUAAAGAAAGCCAAGCUUGAAUUCAUGUUUGGGGUGGUGUCAUUGUGGCAGCAAUGUUCUUGCUGGCCGUGGCUUCAGACUGGGUACAGCUGCCUAUGGUCGAGCCUGGUGGAAAGCUGAAAUUUAAGCCAAGACCACAAGGCAAUGAAGAGGACUACCAGAGUCAAUCUCCUGAAGCCAAAUGGAGAACAGAGGAAACUCAAAUGAAAGCUGAGACAAUGCACUCCAUAACUAAAUUUGCCUCAGAAAGGACAUCAGAUACUGUUAUUGAUCAGUUUUCAGUGAAUACUGAAAAUGAGGACUCAGGAACACAGAUACAUAAUACAGAGCUUAACUUAAACCAUGAUGACCUUGUAAUUCAGCAGUCAAUACCAGACUCUCACUAUUCCAAACAUGAUUCACAUGACUCAACAGAAAAUAAUAAUAGAUCACAGAUGUCAGAAGAGACAUUUGAAUCUAUUUUAGAAAGAGAGGCAAGUGAUAUUAAUACACCACACUUUAAGGUGUAUUUAGAAACUUCAAAUUUGAAUUCAUCCAACUUCCAAACUUCAAACCUGAAUACACCUAACUUUCAACCAGGACUUGAUCUGGAGGUUACAACCAUGCACGUAGAUGCCAAACUCCCAAAUCCGGGGAUACAUGAUUACCCUCCUGAUAAAGAUUCUACUUCCAAAUUAUCAGACUCAUUCUAUGAAACUAACUCAACUCCGUAUCCAACAAUAAAACAAAAUAAUGAGAAUCCUGAAGGACUUAUGACUAUCACGAAAUCAAAUAUUUCAAGCAUAGAUGAUGAAUCAGGAACAUCAUGGAUAUAUAGAACAGGUAACAGCAAUAAUGAAACAGAAGAGAAUACAAUGCAAGAUGCCAGUUUGCCACUUGAUAUGUUGAAAACUGUGCAUGAAAUGCUGAUACAAGAAACACCACACACCAUUAGAGGGAAAAUGCACUUCCUCCAACAGCUGAAGGAUAAAAUGCUCCAUUGUAUGGAAGGACGCAUAAAAGGCCUGUGGAUGACUGAUGAUGAAAGGCAAGCCCGCACAGAGAAAGGAAUGGGUUUUCCAUCCAUGGAAGGGGCGCUAAUGUCAAUCUCAUUCCUCAUUUUUGCAGUGUUCCUUAUCAAGCUAGUUCAGCAGCUGAUCCAGAGCCUGCAAGGGAAUAACAUGGCCAUGAUGUCUGGAAGGCACAGCCGUUCACUACCAGACAUACUGACAACAGCCAGGGUGCUAAAGCUCAUUGA